Messenger RNA from Morone saxatilis (striped sea-bass), 3805 nucleotides. RefSeq names its product RNA binding motif protein 46 (gene rbm46). Gene Ontology annotation, molecular function: mRNA binding. NCBI's taxonomy places the organism in Eukaryota, Metazoa, Chordata, Actinopteri, Moronidae. The record is from RefSeq and is a predicted model, not a curated record. Gene Ontology annotation, cellular component: nucleus.
GACGGCGUCAGCGUGGAGGUGACGCUGGCCAAACCGGCUGGGAUCAAAGACGGGAGCGUAGCCGGGAGGAGGUACAACAACAGGGGAUACCUGGGAAACAACGCAGCAGGAGGAGCCAACGGGACGUUUCUGCUGCACAGGAACGACGGAGGCGUAAUGGGAGGAGCUGUGGACGGAUGCUCUCCACUGAGAACACUGUCCACACGCCUGGGGAGCCCCUUCUACAGCGGAGAGGACACAGACAGGUGUGUGUUCCCCCUGUUUCCGGGCACCCCGCUCUCCCCCACCAGCCUGCUGUCCCUGAAGCAGAGUCAGAUCGGGUCCGCCGUCAGCCUGCUCGACUUCUACUGCCGCAAGAACUACUGGUCGCAGCCGGAGUACCACCUGUACUCCACGCCGGGACAGGACGGGAAGCUGCUGCUCCUGUACAAGGUGGUGAUCCCAUCGACACGAAGCACCUUCAUCCCCGACAAACUGUGUGCGCUGCUGGACGACGCCAAAGAGCUGGCUGCUCAGACCACGCUGUGGAACCUGGACUCGUCCUUCCUCAACGGAGCUUCCUGCGAUUCUCCCAGCAGCCCCUCUCCUCCGCUCGCCAUCAACUCCUCCUCCUCCUCCGCCAACAGUCCCGGGGUGAUGACCUGCGGCGGCAGAGCCUUCGCCUCCUGCCUCCCUCCUCCUCCUCCUCCUCCACCGCCCUCCCCCUUCCCACUCUCUCCUCUCUCCCCCCUCUCUUCUCUGUCAUCGCUGUCCCCUCCCACCCCCCAAUCACAGAGGCUCUACAUCAGCUCCCAGUCGCCUUUCUACUGACGGAGACCUCAGCGGCGACGGGAUGAUUCAAGGACAAGAAGGAGAAAAGGCAGGACUGUCUUUAUUAUGAUUACACCAGAUAUUCCCCAACGCAGUGUUUGUGUGAUGGGCCGCUGCCUCAGGCACAGACGGACCAACAGAAAACGUUUUUCCUUCCUCCCUUUAUUUUGAAAUGUUAUCUCAGUCAGAGAUGAGGGAGGGAGAGAAGGACAAUAUUUAGUUUCCGAUCAGCCACUCAGCUUCUUCUCUCUAUCACCUCUUAUUCAGAAAACUAAACCAAAAGAGAACAAAGAUAAACACAGUUUAGUUUCAUAAAGACACACUAACUGAUAAAAAGUCUCUCGACCUCUGUUAAAUGUCAGCCUCCUUCCCUUCAGCUAAAGAUCACCUUAAACUACCCAUAAUGCACAGCACGGACAAGACUAUCCAAUCCAUACAUAUAUAUGAACUUUUUAUACAACCCUACCUCCAAUUUAGGUGGGUUUUCUUACUUGUUGGGGCCAAUUUUCAUAGUUUUACAGUUGAAAUCAGUUUUAAGAAAAAGAAAGAAAGAAAAAAGUAGUUUUGUUUCCUAAAUCAAACCAAACUACAACUGAAUCCUGAAAAUAAAACGCCAACUAAGUCUAAAAUUUAGUCCACAUUAACUUCUGUUUUCAACUCAAACUAUAUUUCAACUAUAAAAAAAAUUCCUUUGUUUAUAGCUAAACUAUUUGGCUAUUCACAUCCGCAGACUGAUGCAAAUAGACUAAAAACAUCUGCUUUCACAUUGGACUCGAACCCCCAUCUCCCAGAGAAAGUCCGGUGUUUAAUGUGGACUUUUUAUAGCUGAACUAUUCAGUUUUUAGGUAUAAAAUAUAUAAUUUUUCUCAUGUGAGAACAAAGUUGGACAAAAAGUGUGAUUUACACUUUAAAUAAAGAGUGGAUCCUUUUCUCUGUGAUGAUUGAGACGAAAGAACCAAUCGUCUCCUCAGUGAGAAAAGUUUCACUACGAACAUUAAUGCCACCGUUUUUGGGAUAAAAUGUGUUUUGAGUUUUUGAUCCUCACUCAGGCUCAGUCUGGUAGUUUUGAGAGUACGGAGCUCCAUUAGAGUGAAUUACACAGGAAAUAACAGAAAAUGGAAAAGGAUUGAGAGAUUUAAAAAAAAAAACCACAGCCUUUUCCACGACAUUAGUCAGGUCUGAUUUCCAUUUCCUUUCAUCCUCCCAUUACACCACUCAUCUCUGGAGAGAGAGCUAAAAACAGAGGAAGGGGAGGAGGGCUGACUUCACUUUCUUCUUCUUCCAGCGGACUGUUUGUAGCUACUGAUCCCUUUCAUGUUCGUGUUAACCCGAGUUAUCUGAGGGACCAUAAAGGCAGAUUUUAGGCGUCCGUCCAUCCAGCUGAUUUCGCUAAACGUUAGCGGUCAUCUGAGGAGAACGGGAGUCCAGUUUUUCAUGUUUCCUAAUUGGCUGAAAAGACUCAACGUUGCGAGAAAGCCGAGACCGUUUGAGCCUCCGGUCAUCGGAGAAUGCGGGAAGUUGUUUACACGUUCCUCGGUUUGCUUGACCCACUUUACCACUGUGUUUUUGUUUUUAGGCUCCAGUAAUCUGAAGGAGGAAGAGAAAAAAAAGCCUUUGAGGGCAGAUUUAAGAUAUUUUUCCUUUAGAUUAAACGUACGGACCUCUGUUUUUGCUCCUAAUUUAAGCUCUCUGAGAAAACAGAAACAGAAAGUGGUUAUAACAACACCAUUAAAUGUGUUCUUCCAUGUUUCCUAAUUCGGCCAGUUUCAUGGUUUCCUCCUCGGGUUUUCACAGUCUGGUUCGGAAAGUUACAGGUAAAACAAAACGUUUGUUUUAUCAACUUUAAAUUCUACAAUCAAAAAUAUAUAUAUUAAAUACAUUCAAUUUGACUACUUCUGAGGCACCAAUAUAAAUAAAUGAAUGAGUAAAAAAAGAUUUGCCUUCCUAAAACUACUUUCAUUUUUUAUUUUUGAAAACUAAAUGUACAAGAAAUUGUAGUUUAAUGAGUAAAAAUAUGAAAAAUCAAAGUAAUUAAAAUAAUAAGAGACUUUUUCCUUUUGGUCUCUGAGAUCUGGAGGAUGAAAGCAGGAAGUGUCUUUAUUUCUUUAUCAGAGGAGAAGAAACGAGAAGCAGAGUGGACACGAGACACAGAACCAGAGUUUGGAGGUUUUUCCAACUCUGAAGGUUUUAUUGAUCUGUUUUAACUUGCCGCAGAUCAAACAGUUUAAAGGGCAAAUUAUUCUUCUGUGCCUUCAUGUAUUGUUUGUUUAUUGAUCUGUUCCGACCGAGCAGCCAAUGGAUGUUCUUGGUUAUUUUUGUCAGUUCGAGCCUCAAACACGUGUUGUAUAUAUAUUUAUACAAUGAAUGUUUUCUGUUCCUUUAAUCCAGUUUGUGUUUCAGUCUGCUCGUUCAAAGUUUCUGAAGGUUUGUUCGGUUUGUUUUCUGGCUGAUUAUAUUAAGUUCUUUAGGUAGCAGCUCAGUUUGAAUUCAGUUGAUAUCAGAGGAAGUUGAGGUGUAAUUUGUCACUUUAAAAGUCUCAAAAGUAAUUCGAGAGAGAGACUUAAAUUAUAGUUUGUAAUAUUUGUCCCGGUUGUCUUUUUUAUUCAGUGAACCAAUUCAACUCCUUUUAAUCUGUUUUUAAUUUUAAAUUGUGAUCGGUUUACUGAUGCAAAUCAAUCUGAAAAAAGUAAUAAUACAAUUAAAAAAAGGCCUAUUUAUUUAAGAGUCCACAGAACAAAACCUAAUCAAAGCCACAAAUCAGGAAAUAAAGAAAAUCUGUAAAAACUAACUCAGUAUUAAUAAAUAAACCCUAUUUAUUCAAACGUCAGUGUGAAACUUCAGUUAUAAAAUCUUAAAUGUCACACCCGCUUAAAAUGAAACAGAGAAUGAAGAGUUUGAUUAGAAAAUGAGAACUCAGCCUUGUCAUUAAAUUGUUAUUGUUGAUUUAUUUUUCUGUGAUUAAAUUUCAGCUUGUUUUGUCUUUUGGAAUAAAACU